UGACAACAGAGCCAUUUUUACUCCUUAAAUAACCCAAUCAUCGUCCCACAGAUUUGGCAAAGACGAUCAAAAGUUAAAAAACUACCUCCUCUGUUUUCCCAGUCCACAAAAAAAUGGGGUCUCAUCCCGAAGACUUCUGUAACGGCAACGCCGUCUCUCAUCCUCCUCUCCACGUUCUUAUGGUCUCCUUCCCCGGCCAAGGCCACGUCAACCCUCUCCUCCGCCUCGGCAAGCGUCUCGCCGGAAAAGGCCUUCUCGUCAGCUUCUCCGCCCCGGAAUCGGUCGGAGUAGAGAUGAGAAAGGCCAACGCCAAAAUCAGUGAAGAACCCACUCCUUACGGCGACGGGUUCAUCCGAUUCGAGUUCUUCGACGACGAGCUGGACAGGUCGGGCCCUCACGGGCACGACCUUGACUUCCAGCUCGACCAGAUCGAACGGAUCGGGUCAGAGAGAAUCUCCGAAAUGAUCGUGAAAUACAAAGAACAGGGGUCCCCUGUUUCUUGUCUAAUCAACAAUCCCUUUAUUCCCUGGGUUUCAGAUGUCGCCGAGAAACACGGGAUUCCGAGCGCUGUUCUUUGGGUCCAGUCCUGUGCCAGCUUUUCCUCUUAUUAUCAUUACCAGAACCAGUUAGUUCCAUUUCCCAGUGAAUCGGAGCCGUUCAUCGACGUUCACCUGCCCUGCAUUCCGGUGUUGAAACACGACGAGAUUCCGAGCUUCCUGCACCCUUCUUCGCCGUACAAAUUCCUGGCUCGGGCCAUUCUUUCCCAGUUCAAAAACCUCUCCAAACCAUUCUGCAUAUUGAUGGAAACUUUUCAUGAACUGGAGCCAGAGGUGAUUGAGUACAUGUCAAAGCUCUGCCCCAUCAAACCCGUAGGUCCCCUGCUCAUCAACUCAGCCGGAAAAAGUGGCGGCGGAAAAACCGAUGACGUCCGUGGAGACUUCGUGGCGGUCGACAGCUGCACGGAGUGGUUAGAUUCCAAACCGGAAUCUUCCGUUGUGUAUAUUUCCUUUGGGAGCGUGGUGGCAUUGAAACAGGAGGAGGUGGAGGAGAUCGCUUACGGGCUGUUGAAUUCGGGGGUCCCUUUCUUAUGGGUCCGGAAGCCGCCGCUGCCGACGUUCCCGGAGUCGGUUUUGCCCGACGGGUUCUUGGAGAAAGUCGGGGAUAAUGGGAAGAUAGUGAAAUGGUGCUCCCAAGAACAGGUGCUGGCGCACCCAUCCGUCGCCUGUUUCGUGACCCACUGCGGGUGGAAUUCGACAAUGGAGGCCAUCACCAGCGGCGUCCCGGUGGUGGCUUACCCGCAGUGGGGCGAUCAGGUGACGGAUGCUAAGUACUUGGUGGAUGUCUUCAAGGUUGGGGUCCGACUGUCCAGAGGUUCUGCAGAGGACAGAGUCGUCAGCAGGGAGGAAGUGGAGAAGUGCCUGAUCCAGGCGACUCGCGGGCCGAAGGCGGCGGAGAUGAGGGAGAACGCGCUGAUUUGGAAGAGGAAGGCGGAGGAAGCGGUGGCGGAAGGUGGGUCCUCUGACCGGAACUUGCAUGAAUUCGUCGGAGACAUUGGGAAGAAAUGAGCUGGCAGCCUCAUAGCCGUUGAAAAUGUUGGCGCAGAAAUUGUUUUAUGGUGUGGUUUCUAUUACUAGUAGUACGUAUUGAUUGAAGUGAUGUGACGGAGAUGAUUCAUGGUCGUUGUUAAUAUGUUCAAUAAUACUUUCUAUUUGAUUUUUCCAUGAAGGGUAAACAUAAAAGGAAAAAGCUAAAGGUACCCCAA
Molecule: messenger RNA, 1762 nt
Organism: Cuscuta epithymum
Lineage: Eukaryota; Viridiplantae; Streptophyta; Magnoliopsida; Solanales; Convolvulaceae
Source: the annotation of a GenBank genome assembly